AUGCAUCGGGCGAGUCUGAUAUGUCGUCUUGCGUCUCCAAGUCGCAUCAAUAGCAUUAGAAGUGCAUCAUCAUAUGGAAACAACACCAUCUCAGCAACUCCAUUGGUUCAGCAACGGAAACAAUCAGUCGCUGCUUCCGUCAAGCAUGAACCGUUCUUGAAUGGUUCCUCCUCAGUUUACAUCGAACAGAUGUACGAGACUUGGCUCGAAAAUCCAUCCUCUGUGCACACUUCUUGGGAUGCGUACUUCCGCAACGUCGAGGCCGGAGCAGGACCAGGACAGGCUUUCCAGGCCCCACCAUCCGUUGCUUAUGCCGGAUCCAUGGGAGUUCCAUCUGCCCCAAUUACUUCUGCUGCCCCGGCCACUCGCCUCGAUACUAAUGCAUCCGUUCAAUCGAUCUCGGAUCACUUGAAAAUUCAGCUGCUGAUUCGCAGUUACCAAACCCGUGGACACAACAUCGCCGAUCUCGACCCACUCGGAAUAAACAGCGCCGAUUUGGAUGACACCAUCCCACCAGAACUCGAACUUUCAUUCUAUGGACUCGGCGAGCGUGACUUGGAUCGCGAAUUUCUUCUCCCACCAACCACAUUCAUCAGUGAGAAAAAGAGUUUGACAUUGAGAGAAAUUUUGCAAAGACUCAAGGAAAUCUAUUGUACUAGCACUGGAGUCGAAUACAUGCAUCUGAACAACUUGGAGCAACAAGAUUGGAUCCGCCGUCGUUUCGAAGCUCCUCGAGUAACCGAGCUUUCUCAUGAUCAAAAGAAGGUUCUAUUCAAACGUCUCAUCCGCUCCACAAAAUUCGAAGAGUUCCUCGCCAAGAAAUGGCCAAGUGAGAAGCGUUUUGGACUCGAAGGAUGUGAAGUUCUUAUCCCAGCAAUUAAACAAGUUAUCGACUCAUCUUCGACUCUUGGUGUCGACUCAUUCGUCAUUGGUAUGCCUCAUCGUGGAAGACUCAACGUGCUCGCCAAUGUCUGCAGACAACCACUGGCCACCAUUCUUUCUCAAUUCUCGACUCUCGAACCCGCCGAUGAAGGAUCCGGAGACGUCAAGUAUCACUUGGGAGUAUGCAUUGAGCGUUUGAACAGACAAUCCCAGAAGAACGUCAAGAUCGCCGUCGUUGCCAAUCCAUCCCACUUGGAAGCUGUCGAUCCAGUUGUUAUGGGUAAAGUGCGUGCUGAAGCUUUCUACGCUGGAGACGAGAAGUGCGAUCGUACGAUGGCUAUUCUUCUUCACGGAGAUGCUGCAUUCGCUGGACAAGGAGUCGUUCUGGAAACCUUCAAUUUGGAUGACCUCCCAAGUUACACCACUCACGGUGCCAUCCAUAUCGUUGUCAACAACCAAAUCGGAUUUACCACUGAUCCAAGAUCAUCGCGUUCAUCUCCAUAUUGUACCGAUGUGGGACGCGUCGUUGGUUGCCCAAUCUUCCACGUCAACGUCGAUGAUCCAGAAGCUGUGAUGCACGUCUGCAAUGUUGCUGCUGACUGGAGAAAAACUUUCAAGAAGGAUGUUAUUGUAGAUCUUGUAUGCUACAGACGUCACGGUCAUAACGAGUUGGACGAGCCAAUGUUCACUCAACCUCUCAUGUACCAGCGUAUCAAGCAAACCAAGACUGCUUUGGAAAAAUAUCAAGAAAAGAUUUUGAACGAGGGUGUAGCCAACGAACAAUAUGUGAAGGAAGAGCUCACCAAGUACGGAGCAAUUCUCGAGGAUGCAUACGAAAACGCACAAAAAGUCACAUACGUCAGAAACAGAGAUUGGCUCGAUUCACCAUGGGAUGACUUCUUCAAGAAGCGUGAUCCACUCAAACUUCCAUCUACUGGCAUCGAACAAGAAAACAUUGAGCACAUCAUCGGCAAAUUCGGUUCUUAUCCAGAGGGAUUCAAUCUUCAUCGUGGAUUGGAGAGAACAUUGAAAGGAAGACAACAAAUGCUCAAGGACAAUUCUCUCGAUUGGGCUUGCGGAGAAGCUCUUGCUUUCGGUUCACUUCUCAAGGAAGGAAUCCACGUCAGAUUAAGUGGACAGGAUGUCGAAAGAGGAACCUUCUCUCACCGUCAUCAUGUUCUCCACGAUCAGAAAGUUGAUCAAAAGAUCUACAAUCCACUUAACGAUCUUGCUGAUCCACAAGGAGAAUACACUGUUUGCAACUCAUCACUUUCGGAGUACGCCGUUCUUGGUUUCGAACUGGGAUACUCGAUGGUCGACCCCAACUCGUUGGUCAUCUGGGAAGCUCAGUUCGGAGAUUUCUCCAACACUGCCCAAUGUAUUAUUGACCAGUUCGUGUCUUCCGGACAAUCGAAAUGGAUUCGUCAAUCUGGAUUGGUUAUGUUGUUGCCUCACGGAUACGAAGGAAUGGGACCAGAACAUUCAUCUGCCCGACCAGAGCGAUUCUUGCAGAUGUGCAAUGAAGACGAUGAGAUCGACCUUGAUAAAAUCGCUUUCGGAGGCACCUUCGAAGCUCAGCAACUUCACGACACCAACUGGAUCGUUGCAAAUUGCACAACACCAGCCAACAUCUACCAUCUUCUCCGCCGUCAAGUAACCAUGCCAUUCCGUAAACCAGCUGUCGUUUUCUCUCCAAAAUCCCUUCUCCGUCAUCCAAUGGCUCGGUCACCAGUCGAAGACUUCCAAUCUGGAUCAAACUUCCAACGAAUCAUCCCAGAAACUGGAGCUCCAUCACAAAACCCACCAAAUGUGCAAAGACUUGUCUUCUGCACCGGAAAGGUCUAUUACGAUAUGGUUGCUGCUCGUAAACACGUCGGAAAGGAAAAUGAUGUCGCCUUGGUUAGAGUAGAACAACUGUCCCCAUUCCCAUACGAUUUGGUGCAACAAGAGUGCAGAAAAUAUCAAGGAGCUGAAAUCAUCUGGGCCCAAGAAGAACACAAAAAUAUGGGAGCCUGGUCUUUCGUGCAACCAAGAAUCAACUCUCUUCUCUCCAUUGAUGGUCGUGCCACCAAGUAUGCCGGACGUCUUCCAUCUUCUUCCCCAGCCACCGGAAACAAAUACACGCACAUGCAAGAACAGAAGGAAAUGAUGAGCAAAGUGUUCGGAGUUCCAAAAUCAAAACUGGAAGGAUUCAAGGCCUAA
Messenger RNA from Caenorhabditis briggsae, 3084 nucleotides. It is a transcript of the gene Cbr-ogdh-1, whose product is annotated as Protein CBR-OGDH-1. Gene Ontology annotation, cellular component: mitochondrion; oxoglutarate dehydrogenase complex. The transcript is spliced from 7 exons. Bases 1 to 3084 code for a protein of 1027 amino acids. Gene Ontology annotation, molecular function: oxoglutarate dehydrogenase (succinyl-transferring) activity; thiamine pyrophosphate binding. The record is from RefSeq and is a predicted model, not a curated record. Gene Ontology annotation, biological process: tricarboxylic acid cycle. NCBI's taxonomy places the organism in Eukaryota, Metazoa, Nematoda, Chromadorea, Rhabditida, Rhabditidae.